CCUCCCUCCGGAGCCCAGCCGCCUCUCUCUGCCCGCCGGGUCCGGGCUGCUCCGGGGCUCCCUCUGCCUGCCCUGCUCCCCCUUCUCUCUCUCUCUCUCUUUCUUUCUUUCCUCCGGGGAAAAGGGCCACUUUCUCCAGCCCUUGGGCUUCUUCCUCUCUGGCUCUUCUUUUCGGGGUCCCCCUUUGAUCGCCCCCCCCCCACCGCUCCCAUCAUCCCCAGCAGAGCCUCCUUUCCCUCUCGCUCCCAUCAUCCCCUGAGUGUGCUUCCCCACCGCCCUCCCUUCCAUCAUCCCCAGUUGCCUUUCCCUUCCCAUUCUCCCCGGGGCUUCCUCUUCUACUCCCGCUCCCAUCCUCCCCCGGAGCCCCUUCCCAGUGACUGCCGCUCCCAUCCUCCCGGGCUCCGGGCCCCGAUGAAGGCCGUCGGGGGCGGCGGGAGCGUGGCCUCGGAGGGCGAGGGGGCGUCGGAGGGGGCGGAGGCGGAGCGGGAGCCGCUGAACCCGGCGGGGGCCUCCUCCUCCUCCUCGGGCCUCUCGGCCACUUACCGGGAGUUCGUCCGCAGGAGCUACCUGGAGCUGAUGGGCGCCAACCAGCACUCGCUGCACGCGCUCAACUGGCGGCGCCUCUACCUCUCCCGGGCCAAGCUCAAGGCCUCCAGCCGCACCUCCGCCCUGCUCUCCGGCUUCGCCAUGGUGGCCAUGGUGGAGGUGCAACUUGAGGACUACGACUAUCCCCGAGAGCUGCUGGUUGCCUUCAGUGCCUGCACCACAGUCCUGGUGGCUGUCCACCUCUUUGCCCUCAUGGUCAGUACCUGCAUUCUGCCCCACAUUGAGGCUGUUAGCAACAUCCAUAACCUCAACUCUGUCAAUGAAUCUCCCCACGAACGCAUGCAUCACUAUAUUGAGCUGGCUUGGGGCUUCUCAACCGCUUUGGGAAUCUUCCUCUUUCUUACGGAAGUGGUGUUGAUCUGUUGGGUCAAAUUUAUGCCCAUUGGGCGCAUGGAUCCUGUUGGGAAGUGCUGCACCCCUGCGCCGGUUCUCACAAGUAACACCACUGCUUCAACCAUGGCCUCUCAGGACAAUUCUGGAUGGAAUGCCGCCAUGGCCUCUACUGUCAUCAUGGUUCCAGUUGGUGUGGUCUUCAUUAUAUUUGCCUUGCACUUCUACCGGUCCUUAGUGGGGCACAAGACAGACCGGCAUCAGCAAGAGUUGGAGGAACUCAACCAGAUCAAGUAUCAGUUGGAUGGAGAAGCCACAGCAUUGCAGGUGGUGUGAGGGGUUGGGUGACCUUUGCUUGAAAAAUACCAUAACAGGUGUAAGCACUUGCGGAUGAUUAUUUCUCCAGAGAAAGAAGUGAGGCCAUCUCACUCGUGUUGUGACUUUGUCUCGGUGAAGCAAUUGGUAUGACUGAGGCGAUUGGUAUGACUGGAGUGUAACAGAAAAGCUGCUGUGACUUUCUAGGUUUUUCUUCUUGUAACUUUCACAAAAUUCACUCAUGUUCCCCCUAAAAAAGUAAAAAAGUGUUGAAACACA
Messenger RNA from Sceloporus undulatus (fence lizard), 1530 nucleotides. RefSeq names its product ORAI calcium release-activated calcium modulator 3 (gene ORAI3). Gene Ontology annotation, biological process: store-operated calcium entry. Gene Ontology annotation, cellular component: membrane. The transcript has 2 exons. NCBI's taxonomy places the organism in Eukaryota, Metazoa, Chordata, Lepidosauria, Squamata, Phrynosomatidae. The coding region runs from base 412 to 1272 and encodes 286 amino acids. Gene Ontology annotation, molecular function: store-operated calcium channel activity. The record is from RefSeq and is a predicted model, not a curated record.